UUGUUGGAAAGCUAUAGUGCUCAACAGUGUUUAUUAUGACUCGAUUCAACGCCCGUUUGAGGUUAUGUUGACAAGUUAAGUUUAUUCGAAAGCGUAUUUAGUAAAUACAUCGGUUUUGUUUGUUUAAUUGUUGAAAUAAUGAAUUAAACAAGUGUCUUGGUGAUGUUUUGUGUUUAAAUAGCAAAGACCUUGAGGUUAAAAGAGUGUUUUUGUGUGAUAAAGUUGUUCUCGCGUUUGUUUUGGUUGUAAAAACAUAGUGUACAUUAUUGCUUUCGUUGGUAUUUAAAUUAUCGUGUAAUCAAAACAAGCCGUCUAAUAAACAUUAAAGUGAUAACAGAGUGUUUAAGUGUUGUUUCGUGUUUUUAAGUGUAAAUGGCUAAUCGAGUCCCGGGCACUUGUUGUGCCGCGUCGGUGGAAAGGGCCGGCUUGCCAGGUCUCCUAAGAGAUCUACAGCGACUCUCCGAAGACCAAGAUUCUGCAGACAUCGUUUUCAUCUUGGGAACGUCGGAGGAGAAAGUCUACGCUCAUCGGAUUAUUUUAAUAGCCAGAUGCAAGAGUUUCCAAAAUACGAAGCGCGGCGAAGUAUGCCGCAUCCCGGGCUGCACGGUGACGCCAUCUGUCGGCGCGCCCGUGCCAGUUCGCAUGCCUCACGUACAGCCUGAAACCUUCCGACUGUUCAUACAAUACGUCUACACCGGCAAGCUACUACUUCAAGAUUCAGGCGUAUUUGAGAUGAUGACCUUGUCAGCGGAUUUAGGCGUAGAAGACCUCCGCGCGGCGUGUGAAGACCAUGUUACCUCUACUUUGAGCGUAGAAAGCGCUUGCACUUUGCUGGCAGCUGCUAUGGAUAUUCAAGAUCGUCCAGGUGGUAAAAGCGCCACAUCAUUCCUGGAGCGCUGCGUGGCGUUCAUCGGCGAGCACGCGGCGGACUGCGUCAAGACCAACGCGUUCCUCAACCUGCCCAAGGACGCGCUCAUCAAACUCCUGUCUUCUGACUCUCUAUGUUUAGAAGAGGAGGAAGUAUGGCGUUGCGCGCUAGCCUGGGCGAAGCAACGCGCAGGUGUCACCCAGCCUUGCGCCCACUGGACUGAAGAGGAGCGCGCUCGGGUGUGUCACCACCUGGGGCCGCUUAUGACGCAUGUUCGGCUCCUGCUUAUUGACAGUUGUGUAUUCGCGGAGGAAGUGGAGCCAACCGGCGCGGUGCCAAUGGAGUUGUCUCUGGAGCGCUACAGGCGAGCCGCUUUAACAGCGCCUCACCACCAUACGCACGACUCGCGCACCAGGCCUAGGCUAGCUGUGAACAUGUUCGCCGGCUCCGUCAUCCUGCAACAAGAGAAGAGCGCAUAUCAAGCUGUCAUCAAUAACUGGUGUGGGACCGGUAAACAAGUAUGGCGGCUCCUGUUCCGUGCGUCGGUGCACGGCUUCAGUGCGAGCGCAUUCCACAAGCAAUGCGAUAACGUCGCACCCGUUUUAGUACUUGUUCAGUUAUCCCGUGGCGAAGUGAUCGGCGGCUUCAGCGAGGCGGCGUGGGCGGGCGGCGGCGCGGGCGGCUACCUGCCCGCCGAGCGCGCCUUCCUGUUCGCGCUGCCUUCCACACCAGGGCAGAGUCCUGUCAAGCACCCGCUGUUGAAGAAGGCCUUCGCGUUAUGUUACCACCCAGAUUGCGGCCCAAUAUUCGGCGCAGGCGCCGACCUACUCAUCUCCAGCAACUGCAACGCUAACAGCGAUAGCUACAGUAACCUCCACUCUUACGGGGCUCCUGAUGCUUCCGGGUCACUGGCACCCGACUACAACUUCACUGUGCGCGACUACGAAGUUUUCACCUAUAAACACAACUGACUACGGAAACCGUAAGGGACUUCUGGCGCUUCAGGGUCACUUGCACCCGACUACAACUUCACUGUGC
Messenger RNA from Cydia fagiglandana, 1906 nucleotides. RefSeq lists its product as uncharacterized. The transcript is spliced from 10 exons. Gene Ontology annotation, molecular function: protein binding. The coding region runs from base 373 to 1839 and encodes 488 amino acids. Lineage: Eukaryota; Metazoa; Arthropoda; Insecta; Lepidoptera; Tortricidae. The record is from RefSeq and is a predicted model, not a curated record.